AUGCUUUCCUUUGUUCUAAUCUUUGGGGUAGCUCUUCUCAUGGGUUUUCCUUUCGUCCGUCGGUGGGGGCUUCAGGUGGAUUCUUCUGAGGUGGAGAUGUGGUGGACAGAGAGUCGUGAACAUGUCUUGUGGUGUUAUGGCCGUUUUACUAAGUCCGGAGAGGAGUUUUGUGUGGCGAACAUUUAUGCCCCUUGUGAUGAUAUGGCUAAACAACGGUUGUGGGAGACUAUUUCGGAGCGGCUUCACUCAUUAGCGGGGAAGAGAGUGUGUGUGUGGGGGGAUUUUAAUGCCGUGAAACAUGUGGAUGAACGACGAUCGGUUCGGGGUGGUCAUCGUUCCUUGGAUCACGUUCCUUUUAGCCGGUUCAUAGAAGAUAACACCUUGGUUGAUCUUCCCUUGAUUGGUCGCAAGUUUACUUGGUUUAAAGGGGAUGGGUUAUCAAUGAGCCGCCUUGAUAGAUUUCUCCUCUCUGAGGAAUGGUGUUUGGUCUGGCCAAACUAUAGGCAAGUAGCUAGGUUGAGAGGGUUAUCUGACCACUGUCCCCUGGUCUUAUCUAUGAAUGAGGAAGAGUGGGGACCUCAUCCGUCUAGGAUGCUUAAGUGUUGGAGGGAUGUGCCUGGCUAUCACGUGUUCGUAAGAGAGCAGUGGAAUUCGCUCCAGGUUGAUGGUUGGGGUGGUUAUGUGCUUAAAGAAAAACUUAAGUUGAUUAAGGCAGGGCUGAAAGAGUGGCAUAAGGUUCACUCUCAAAACCUUCCUAGUCGAAUUGACAGUUUGAAAGCUAGGCUUUCGGCCCUUGAUGAGAAGGGUGAGGAAGAGGCUCUCUCUGAGGAGGAGUUAGUGGAAUUUCGUGGGGUUUCGUUGGAUAUUCACCCGCUUUCGCGGUUGCAUGCAAGCAUCAGUUGGCAACAAUCUCGUUCGUUGUGGCUUAAGGAGGGAGAUGCUAAUUCGAAGUAUUUUCAUUCGGUUUUGGCGAGUCGCCACUGA
This is a messenger RNA of Trifolium pratense (red clover), 984 nucleotides long. RefSeq lists its product as uncharacterized. Lineage: Eukaryota; Viridiplantae; Streptophyta; Magnoliopsida; Fabales; Fabaceae. The coding region runs from base 1 to 984 and encodes 327 amino acids. The record is from RefSeq and is a predicted model, not a curated record. The transcript has a single exon.